UCUCGAUCAUAGAACAAGAAGAAGAAAGAAAUGGGAGGAUCUAGGGUUUAUGCGCUUGAGCUUGCGGAAGAAAUGGCGGCUCUCUCCACAGAGGAUGAUGAUCGCCGAGGCAGAGGCGCAAGAUCAUCAUCAAUCUCCAGCUCCUCCUCCUCCGGCGGCGACGCCUCUGGCCGAUGCCUCCGUCUACGCAUCGCUGCUGCGGCGAUGCGGCGACGCCGGCGCCAUCGCCGAGGGCCGCCGCGUCCACGCCCACAUCGUCAAGCACGGCUUCGAUCGCGAUAUCCUCGUCGCGAAUUCGAUCAUCCAGAUGUAUGGGAGCUGCGGCUGCGUCGACGAUGCCCGCGCGGUCUUCAAGAGCAUCGAUGCCGCCGCCGUCAGGAACGUCUACACCGACACGAUCAUGCUGGUGGCGCUCGCGCAGAACGGCCACCUCCAGGAAUCGCGGGCUCUCUUCGAUUCCAUGGUGGACAGGAGCUCCGUGUCGUGGAACGCGAUGAUCUCGGCCUACGCCCAGAGCGCCCAGUUCGAGGCGGCGCUCCAUCUCUUCCGGCUCAUGAAUCACGACGGAUGCCUCCCCGAUCGGAGCACAUUCGUGAAUGCGCUGGGCGCUUGCUGCGAGCUGACCGCGCUCCAGUUUGGCCGGAUGAUCCACGCCCAGAUCGCCGAGAGUGGGCUGGAGCGCGAGUGCAUGGUCGCCACCGCGCUCAUCAAUCUCCACGGAAAGUGUGGCAAUCUGGAAGGUGCUAGAGCCGUGUUUGAUCUCAUGGAGGAGAGAACCAUCAUCUCCUGGACCGCGAUGAUCACGGCAUACUCCCAGAACGGGCAAAUCGUCUUGGCGCGCCAGUUCUUCGAUCGGAUGCCUCACUGGUGCGUGAUCUCGGGAAACACUCUCAUCUCCGCGUACUCCCGCGGGAGAAAUCUCCGCGAGGUCCAGUCGGCGUUCGAUCAGAUGCCAGUCCACGACACCACAUCGUGGAACCUGAUGAUCGCAGCAUUUGCCGAGGCCGGGCAUUCGCAGCACGCGUUCGAUCUCUUCUUCGCGAUGCCCGGCGGGCGCUGCGUCGUGUCGUGGACGACGAUCCUCUCGUCGUGCUCGCAGAGCCGGCGCCUGGACGACGCGAGGGCGAUCUUCGCCAGGAUGCCGCAGCACGACCCAAUCUCCUGGAACGCGAUGAUCUCUGCGCUGGGACACAACGGCCGGAUCCGCGAGGCCGAGGAGCUCUUCGCCUCGCUGGCCGUGAAGAGCGUCUCGUCGUGCAACGCGAUGAUCGUCGCGUAUGCAGAGAGUGGGAAUCUUGAAGAUGCGAGGCGGAUCUUUAACGGGAUGAUGGACAGGAGCCCGGCGACGUGGGGGAGCAUGGUUCUAGCAUAUGCCCAGAGCGGGCAUGUCCGCGAGGCACAGCGGCUCUUCCACAGUAUGCCCGUAAAGGACAUGGUGGCAUGGAACUCCCUCAUGACGGCCUUCUCCCGGAGCGAGGACGAGGACGAGCGACGCGAGGCUUUGCGCGUCUUCGGUGCGAUGGAGUCGCCGAGCUCCGGGCUGGUCCCCAACGAGCACAGCUACAUGGCGGUGCUGGAGUCCUGCGGGAAGCUUGGAGCUCUCGCGGAGGGGCGCGAGAUCCACGCCAGGAUCGCCAAGCGCGGCUUUGAUGCCUGCGAUCUCGUAGCGGCGAGUUUGAUCGAGAUGUAUGGGCGGUGCGGCAGCGUGGACGAGGCGGUCGCGGUGCUGGAUCAGACGCGAUCGCUGGGGCGCUCGGUGUGGAGCGCGGCGAUCUGCGCGCUGGGACAGAACGGGAUCGGGGGUGCGGCGCUGGGGCUGCUCCAGAGGAUGCAGCUCCAGGGGAUCGAGGUGGACGCCAGUAGCACUUUCGUGAGCUUGCUGGCAGCGUGCAGCCAUGGAGGGAUGCUGCGCGAGGGAGUGGAGCUGUUUCGAUCCAUGGUGGGCGAUUUUGGAGUGGAGCCCGUGUUGGAGCAUUUCUUGUGCCUGGUGGAUCUGCUGGGGCGGGCGGGGCAAUUGGAUCGAGCGCUGGAGCUGGUGACGAGCAUGCCAUACCAGGCGGAUGCUGUGGCUUGGGUCAGCUUGCUCAGUGCUUGCAGUGUCCAUGCUGAUAAGGCGAGAGGGGCGCUUGCUACUUCGAGCUUGCUGGAGAUCGACAGAAGCGAUGCCGCUAGUUACUGUCAGUUCGUUUUCUUGUAACUUCCCAUUCUUCAUUAGUAUAUAAACAUAUCCAGCAUUUGUUAUAUA
Messenger RNA from Selaginella moellendorffii, 2245 nucleotides. RefSeq names its product pentatricopeptide repeat-containing protein At2g35030, mitochondrial. Gene Ontology annotation, molecular function: protein binding; RNA binding. The record is from RefSeq and is a predicted model, not a curated record. The coding region runs from base 50 to 2197 and encodes 715 amino acids. Lineage: Eukaryota; Viridiplantae; Streptophyta; Lycopodiopsida; Selaginellales; Selaginellaceae. Gene Ontology annotation, biological process: RNA modification. The transcript has a single exon.